AUGCCUGCCGCGGAGGCCGCUCAGGGGGCCCCCCUGGCCUCCAUCUUCCACAACCCCUCCAUCCUCGCCAAGGCCGUGGCGGGCCUGCUGCUGGCCGGCUACCUGGUGUCCCUGGCGGACGGCCUGCUGGCCUACCUUGCGCUCGUACCCGGCAGGACGGUCCCCUUCGCCUGGAACCUGGUCACCUACAGCUUUGUGACGGACAGCAUCGUGGAGCUUAUUUCGUCUCUCCUGGGUUGGCUGCUUUUGUCCAAAGUGGUGGAGCCUGUGUAUGGCGCCAAAGGCCUGCUGACCUUCAUGCUUGCUGUGGCCCUGGCCACUGGCAUGAUGACGUUCGUCACGGCGUUCAUCGUUUAUGUUGCCACAAGGAGCCCUCACGUUCUUUAUCGUAAUCUUUGUGGAUUCCACGGGGUGUUGGCUGGACUUCUGGUCACGCUGAAGCAGAUCAUGCCAGACCAGGAGUUGGCACUGUUUGGAGUAAUCAAGUUCAGAGGAAGGCACCUCCCCGGCCUGUACGUGCUGCUGACAACCGUCCUGGGGCUGCUCAGCGACCCCCUGGGCGUCCUGCCCUUCGUCCUGUACGGCACCUACUUCUCCUGGCUCUACCUCCGCUUCUUUCACCGCAACCCGGAGACCAACCUCCGGGGCGACCCAAGCCAGGACUUCAGGCUGGCGUCCUUCUUCCCUGAGCAGGUGCAGCCGGCCGUGGACAAAGUGGCGGGCAUGUUCCCGUCGCCAAAGCUGGGAGCAGUGCAGCCGCGGCAGCUGGGCCAUGUGCUGGGGGGCACCUCGCUGACAGGCGGCGAUGAUCACGAUGCCGCAAGGAGAAGGGAACGGGGGGCACGAGCCCUCGAGGAGAGGAUAAAAAAGCAAAAGGACGUCGACUUGGAGAAUCCAGGGGGCCAUGACGCAACUUAA
This is a messenger RNA of Ostreobium quekettii, 918 nucleotides long. The record is from the annotation of a GenBank genome assembly. NCBI's taxonomy places the organism in Eukaryota, Viridiplantae, Chlorophyta, Ulvophyceae, Bryopsidales, Ostreobiaceae.